AUGACAGAUCAAUUCACAGACCAUAUUUACACAUCCUAUAUCACUUCUACCCUCUCAUCAGUUGAGACUAAUCAUUUACCCAUUAAUACACUCACUGAUAAAAUCAAUCUCCCGAUUGGCCACCCGGAAUCAAUCAAAAUUUCUCAAUUCCAGAUUGUGUUGAAUGGACUCGUAUCAAAUACAUCUCGAUUAGAUAAUAAUGCAUGUAACAAUUUAAUUAUUGCUAUAUUACGCUAUAACUGGUUAGACAUCACAGACCCUCUUUUUGCAAAAGCAUAUUCCCGCUUUCUUAUCACGCUAGUAUCAACUUUCCCGAAAUACCUCCAUGAAGUACUCAACAAAUUAACUCACGAAUUCACUUCUCCAAACACAUCCCAACACCAUCAAAUCCUUGCCCAAAUCAUUACCUACAUCCCUACAUCAAUCAACUCACUCCCCCAGUUUUUUAAGAAAAAUUUCCCCCAUCACAUAUCUUCGACCACUACCGAACUAACCAACUAUGUGCAGAACCUCGUCAAGGUCUUAGACUACUCCCCUGAGUUACAAUUCCCCAUAUAUCAACUCAUCAUUGAAGUUAGCAUAAAACUAGAUGUUGAACUUCAAAACCAACUCGAUGAGGAUGAGGAAGAGAUUGAGGAUCUUCUCGAUGACCCUGACUUGGGAUUAUCGAAACUCGACAACAUCAUUAGUAUAUUAUUGAAUUGCACUUCUCCUCAUUUCACCAUCGAUCAAUUAAAUAGUGGUCAGGGAAUCACUCUAUUCAACACUAUCACUUCCCUCUUCAAGUCCCAUAUCUUGCCCACCCAUUUUACUAAACUGAUACAGUUUAUAUUAUUCCACAUCACCCAGUAUCAACCCGAAUUGGCCGAUUCAUUCUUAGUUUUACUCAUUGACGUAGCAUUCAACCCAGCAGAAACUUUAGAGAUACGUCUUAAAUCAAUCCAAUAUCUUUCCUCCUAUAUUGCCAGAGCUAAAAACCUUUCAUCCCAUCAAAUCACUUUUAUUGUCAGUUACCUCGUUGGUUGGCUCAACAAAUUCAUCAUUGAAAGAGAACAAGAAGUACACCUUGGUGGUAUGGAACGGUUCAAACUAUUUUAUUCGACAUUCCAAGCAUUACUCUACAUUUUCUGUUUCCGUCACGAAUUACUCAUCACCAGCACCACCACCACCACCAAAUUCUUCCAACGGGCCAUUCUCACUAAAUUCAAUCCUCUCAAGUUUUGUGACGAAACUGUGGUACACAUCUUUGCCAAACUCGCCACCAGACUCAAUGUCUGUUAUUGUUAUUCCAUCAUUGAACAUAAUAAACGUGAAAGAAUGUUGCAAACAACUGGAUUACCUUCAGCAGUGGCCAAUUUUAAACAAAAACAAGAGUUUUUAGAUUUGGAAGCUUAUUUCCCAUUUGAUCCAUUAGUUUUACCCAUUAGCAAAUCCAUUGUUGCUCCAAACUACAUAGAAUGGUCAGAUGUUAACCCUGAAGAAGAUAGUGAGUCAGAGAGUGAUUCAGAUGAUACAAUUUAG
Molecule: messenger RNA, 1521 nt
Organism: Candida dubliniensis CD36
Lineage: Eukaryota; Fungi; Ascomycota; Pichiomycetes; Serinales; Debaryomycetaceae
Gene: RRN3
Product: rDNA-binding RNA polymerase I transcriptional factor
Exons: 1
Coding region: 1-1521 (506 amino acids)
Biological process (GO): transcription initiation at RNA polymerase I promoter
Cellular component (GO): nucleus
Molecular function (GO): RNA polymerase I core binding; RNA polymerase I general transcription initiation factor activity
Source: RefSeq, a predicted model, not a curated record